This is a messenger RNA of Cetraspora pellucida, 471 nucleotides long. The record is from the annotation of a GenBank genome assembly. Lineage: Eukaryota; Fungi; Glomeromycota; Glomeromycetes; Diversisporales; Gigasporaceae.
AUGGUUAAAAAAGCUAUUGCAGUUCUUCGACCUGAUCAACCAGAUGGCACUGUUAACGGUACAAUCAUUUUCACUCAAGAAGCUGAUGAAGUUAAGGUUGAUAUAGAUAUUAAAGGGCUUCCAGCCGGAAACAAAAAGCAUGGAUUUCAUAUUCAUGAAUUCGGUGAUAAUACUAACGGAUGUACCUCUGCUGGAGGCCAUUACAAUCCACAUAAUAAUAAUCAUGGUGCUAAAGAAGAUGAAAAACGUCAUGUAGGUGAUUUGGGUAAUGUUACUACCGUGGAUGGUUGUGUUAAAGAACAAAUCAUCGACAAACAAAUCAGUUUGGAUGGCGAGUGCUCGAUCAUCGGACGAACCGUUGUUGUGCAUGAAGACGAAGACGAUCUUGGGAAAGGUGGUCACCAACUUUCUCUUACUACUGGUAAUGCAGGUAAACGCCUUGCCUGUGGUGUUAUUGGUAUUACGAAAUGA